Messenger RNA from Rosa chinensis, 2530 nucleotides. RefSeq names its product exocyst complex component EXO70B1. The transcript has a single exon. Gene Ontology annotation, biological process: exocytosis. Gene Ontology annotation, cellular component: exocyst. Gene Ontology annotation, molecular function: phosphatidylinositol-4,5-bisphosphate binding. Lineage: Eukaryota; Viridiplantae; Streptophyta; Magnoliopsida; Rosales; Rosaceae. The coding region runs from base 299 to 2311 and encodes 670 amino acids. The record is from RefSeq and is a predicted model, not a curated record.
UAACGGCCAAAAUCACCAUUAAAACACAAGAUCAGAACAUCUUCGAUCUCCUAAAAAUUAAACUCCACCCUAUCCAUACGUAUUACAACUCCCUCAAAUUCCUCCGAAAAACCCUCCUUCAUUCAUUUCCGUUCUUUGUUGCGGAUCCAGAUUCUUGACUCUCUCCCAAUUCCAUUCCCAUUUUGUUACCGCUAUUCAAUUUGCUGAGAUUUUUUUUUUUUGCCAAAAGAAAAAACAACAGUAAAGAAGAAUUUUCCGAUAAUUAUAGUUGGCCGGAGAGUAUCAUCGAUAGGACUUGAUGGAGAAAAACGCACAGGCGCCUGAAAAGUCCGCGAGCUUCCCGAGACAACAUUCCGGCAAGAAGAACAUAUUUUCAGGCCCCACCACACCAAAACACCGCUAUGAAACAAUCGACGAAGAAGAGACCGAAGAGAAAGAAGGUGGCGCCGAUGAAGACCCUAAUGUCCCUGUCAUGAGCUACGAUGAAGUCCUUGAAGAGGUCGAUUGCUUCUACGUGCUCUUGUCCGAAUCCGUCGAAGAAAAAAGGGACCCACCAAAGGUUCCCGGGUCGGUGGAGAGGCUCUGCAAAACCCUCGACUCCAAGAUAAAAAAAUUCGGCAAAGGCUUGGCGAGGUUCGGAGAAAACGAGGCCGAAGACUCGUCGUUCACGCAGGCGGUGGUUAGGGUUUCCAAGAUCUCGAUCAAGUUGGGGGAUAUCCCUUCCAACUCGGCAACUGCAGAGACGUUAAACCGGACCAGUGCGGUUCUGCAACGUGCCAUGGCCGCAUUGGACGAAGAGUUCCGCAGCCUUCUGAGUCAAGAAGAGAAUAAUAAUAAUAACAAUAAAACGGACUCUAACCCUAGCUCUGAGCAGAGCCGGUCUCAGAAGCUAACUGCCAAGCUCUCCUCCUUCAACAAUAACAAUAACGAUUCGGAUCGGAAGCCAACGGAAGCAACCGAACCGGACCCAUUGGAAGAGUUCCCGUCGUUUUCGCCGGAGAGCAUAGUCGCCAUGGAAAAAAUAGCCAGCACAAUGAUCGCCUCGGGUUACGAGAACGAGUGCUGCAUGAUCUACAGCAUUUCCCGGCGAAUCGCAUUCAAAUCGGCGCUCAACGAUCUCGGAUACGAAAACAUCAGCAUUGACGAUGUCCAGCGAAUGCAGUGGGAGGCUCUCGAAGGAGAGAUCGCCACGUGGAUCACCGUCGUCAAGACGUGCUCCACCAUUCUCUUCACCGGCGAGCGGAAGCUCUGCGACGCAGUCUUCGCCUGCCACUCCUCCAUAUCUGACAACAUGUUCUGCAACAUGGCGCGCGGUGUCGUCAUCCAGCUCUUUAACUUCGCCGACGCCGUCGUGCUGACGAAGCGGUCGGCGGAGAAGCUGUUCAAGAUAUUGGACAUGUAUGAGUGCCUCCGCGAUCUUGUCCCGGCUAUUAAAAGCUCAUAUGCAGAGGAGGUUGCCAAGGACCUAAUCUCGGAGGCCGAGGCGGCCAUGAACCGUCUCGGCGAAGCAGCCGUGAGCAUUUUCUGUGAUCUAGAGAAUUCUAUCAAGUCCGAUAACGGAAGAACUCCGGUGCCAAGUGGCGCGGUUCACCCCUUGACACGUUACGUCAUGAAUUAUGUGAAGUACGCCUGUGAGUACAAGGACUCACUGGAAGAGGUGUUUCAGCAAAACCAUGACACAAAAGGAAGCAGCGGAAAUAACACCCCCGGAACGACGCCGUCCUGGUCUCCGUUUCAGUUGCAGUUAAUUACCGUUAUGGACAUGUUGGACGCGAAUUUGGACAUGAAGUCCAAGCUGUAUAGGGAUUCUGCAUUACGGUACAUUUUCUUGAUGAACAACGGUAGGUAUAUCAUGCAGAAGGUGAAGGGUUCUAACGAGAUUCACCAAUUGAUGGGCGACAAGUGGUGUAGAAAGCGGUCGACGGACUUGAGAGGGUACCAUAAGAAUUACCAGAGGGACACAUGGAGCAAGGUGUUGCGGUGCCUGAACCAUGAGGGUUUGCAAGUGAACGGGAAGGUGUCGAAGCCGGUGCUGAAGGAGAGGUUCAAAAGCUUCAAUGCUAUGUUCGAUGAGAUACACAAGACGCAGAGCACGUGGGUUGUGAGCGACGAGCAGCUUCAGUCGGAGCUUAGGGUUUCGGUGUCUGCAGUAAUGAUUCCGGCGUACAGGUCCUUCUGGGGGAGGUUCAAGCAGUACUUGGAUUCCGGGAGGCAAACGGAGAAGUAUAUAAGGUAUCAACCGGAAGAUAUUGAGAAUAUGAUUGAUGACUUGUUUGAUGGGAACCCUACUUCUAUGGUGAGAAGGAGAUGAACUACUGAGUAGGCAUUUGUCAUGCUAGCUGGUACUGUUGGGAAAUUUGAAAUUAAGUUUCUGUUUUUGUUGUAUCCUUAUUUUCAGUUUGGAACACAAAUUAAAACUAUAUGUUGGAAUUAUUUGACUUCGAUCGUAGAAUCUUACAGGAAUUUUUGUAGCAUGCAUGCAUGUAAUUAAUUAUUUUGUAUCAUUUUCAAGUGGAGCUCUUCCAGGGAC